GGUUGGAGGUGCUGUGAAUUUGUGUUGUGUUAAAACUGAUGUGCUUUUGGUGUUGUUUGGGAUUUUUUUCAUAAUCGAUAUUAAGGUUAUAAUGGUGUAAGAAAAACAAACAUGGCUGACACUGAGAGCAUUAUAAAGUCUAAAGAAACACACUCAGAAGAUAUGAUUGAAAAAUUCAAUAUACCCAUCACAAUGUUUAGCAAAAAACCUAGUUAUGUAAUAUAUAACAAUUUAUACAAAGAAGACUUAAAAAGAAUAACUCUAAAAAGAGAAUAUAGUUUUUACAACUAUUGUUUCAUAAGUGUAUGUAUUAGUUUUAUAUUAGGUUUUAUAAUUGGAGUUGUGUUAAUGGGCGCUCAAACAAGUAUCGCUGUAAAGAAUCCCAGAAAACUUAACUCGACUGUAAGGACGUUGAACUCCUUAAAAGUUUCCAAAGACACGAGAGAACUAGAAAUUUUAGAUAAAAGAGCAUUUUCUGCCGUUUCAUUCACGGGAGACAACCACAAAUACAAAGACAUUUACCCCAAAAGUCUCACUGACGAUAUGAAAGAGAUUUUGAAAGAUAAUAAAAUGAAUCGUGAACACAAAAAACUUAAUUUCAAUCGAACGUUACAUGUUCCAAAUGAAAACACUGUACUCUACGGAAAUAUCUACUGGGGGACGGAAGUAGAAAAUUCAAUGCCUCAAGGAUAUGGAGAGAACACGGCGGAAAUAUGGGAACAGUACGUAAACCAAAGUGAAGUCGUCAAAAUGGAAGCCGGAUGCGGAAGGAUGCAAAAUCGUCUUGUUACUUUCAAAGAUGGAAUACAAGCCUGUGUGCGGUAUAGACAAAAUACAGAUCAAAUUCAAGGAGAGAUAUUUAGUUUCUAUGUCGCUAGGUUGCUUAAUCUUACUAAUUUAGCACCGACAGUUGUUAAAAUAGUUGAUGUUAAAGAUAAGCUGUGGUCUAAUGUAGCAAAUGACAUAGCGACUGCUCAGUGGAAUUCAAAUAGAGCAGUUAUUUUAACUCAGUAUAUACCGUCUCUAGAAUCGGCUACUAUACCUGAUAUUUUUAAGCCCUCAAAUCGCCACCUGAACAAAAAAGACAUUCAGGAAAUAACGAUGAAAGAAAAAGAUAUGGACAAACAAAUUUUAAUAAACAAACUCAAAUUAAAGAAUGUAAAAGCUAUAAUUGAUGACAAAGAUUUCGAUCAUGUUGAUAUGAAACUGAAUAAGAAAACGAAAGAAUUGUUCGUAGAACUUGCUCAAUGGUCAGAUUUGAUUAUUUUCGACUAUCUAACUGCCAAUUUAGAUAGAAUAGUAAAUAAUUUGUUUAACUACCAAUGGAAUGUAAAUAUAAUGGACGGUCCCGCUCAUAAUUUAGCCAGAAAGAUGGACAGUGGACUACUUAUGUUCUUAGAUAAUGAAUCUGGCUUGUUACACGGUUAUAGACUAUUAAAAAAAUAUAAUGUGUAUCAUAGUUUAAUGCUAGAUAACUUGUGUGUAUUUAGAAAAAGAACAGUUGACUCUAUAAAGGAACUAAGUGAUUUAUCUAUAGGUAGUAAAUUAAGUGAGAUAUUUCAUAGGAAAAAUAAUGCUAUAAUUAGAGAUAUAUUACCUCCGCUACCGGAGAAGAAUGCAAAAAUACUUCAAGAUAGAAUCAGUAAAGUUGUAAGUCAAAUUGAAAAAUGCGAGAGACUGUUUGGAACCAGAUAAUAUAAAAAUCCAUGAAAUAGUCAUAUUAUAAUAUUUUCCGGAGUCAUGCUAAAGGAGUGCAAUUGUAAUCAGUUACAAUAGAAAUUCAUAAAAACUAUUUGAAAUAAAGGUAUCACUUUUACUGAUUAGAAUGGUAUCGACUAGACUUAUUAGCAUGGCUUCGUCUAAGAUUCGUUCACCUACUACGGUUACUAGCAAUAAGUAAGCCCUGGGAUUAAGAGUAUAAACCAAAGGACGAGACAAUGGUGUUUAGUUUGUUUUUGUGACAGUUCAAACACGUGUUUUUGAUUGGACUACAAAUGCCGUUGACCAAUUAAAAUCAAAUGAUACGUUUCAGAUUCUUAUCCCAGAGAAACUUUAGUAAUCAUUUCAACAUUUGUUUAAUGUAAUUUAAACGAAAAAAAAAAUUAAAGGUUUUUAACAAAAAGGCAGUUUGUACUAUGAGAUUGUACUUUGUGAAUUGAAAUUAUAUCUUAUGGCCAUCCAUUAAAGUGCAUUUUACAAUGUAUAAAUAUUGUAACAGAUCUCUAUUUGUUAAAACAACUUUUUAUAAAUGAAUUGUAACUGACUAAAUCGAAUUUAAAAUUUGUAUAAAAUUAAUGUAUAUGUGAGAAAAGUGAUAGCGUUUUUGAUACCAAAUAUAAUUAUUUAUUGUAAAAUAUAUGUGCCAGUAAUAUGUGAUGAUAUUUAAUUAACUUUGUAAAUACUUUAGCCGCCAAGUGGAAUAUAAUGAACUCAUUUUAUUUAGCAAGUCGCAAGAUUCAAUAUUUAUUUCAAAUUUGGCAUAUAUCAUAUCUGUUGUAUCUGUUUGGAAAAUGGUGUCUUUAUUGCUUUUACUAUAGUAGUAUUAUAUGAAAAUAACAUAGUAAUUUCCCGAAUACAAAAUUAAUUUAAAUAAAGAUGUUAUACGAAACACAAAAGCCAUACAGUACCCAACAAUUGGUUUCAGAAAAAGACAUUGUUAAAUGCAUUGUACAUAACUUAAGUAAUUUGUCACGGAUUCCACAUGAAGCGAGCUUUAA
Messenger RNA from Pieris brassicae (large cabbage white), 2717 nucleotides. RefSeq names its product extracellular serine/threonine protein kinase four-jointed (gene fj). The transcript is spliced from 2 exons. The record is from RefSeq and is a predicted model, not a curated record. Gene Ontology annotation, biological process: cell-cell signaling. Lineage: Eukaryota; Metazoa; Arthropoda; Insecta; Lepidoptera; Pieridae. The coding region runs from base 112 to 1695 and encodes 527 amino acids.